Molecule: messenger RNA, 1299 nt
Organism: Heterocephalus glaber (naked mole-rat)
Lineage: Eukaryota; Metazoa; Chordata; Mammalia; Rodentia; Bathyergidae
Source: RefSeq, a predicted model, not a curated record
AAAACGCGUUUUCCGGCGCAAGACGAUGGCGUCAUAGGAGUCGGCGGGCGCGUUCCGUUGCUGGGGGUACUCACUAGCUGGUCUUGCCUGAAGACCCCCCCUCCCCGGCCCAACCGGCCACGCAGUGGCUGGGCCCUUGCAAUGACCAUUUGUCAGUUCUUCCUUCAAGGCCGUUGCCGCUUCGGAGACCGGUGCUGGAACGAACAUCCGGGUGCCAGGGGUGCGGGAAGGGGACGACAGCAACAGUCCUCAGGGGAUAUGACCUCAACUUGGAUGCCUAUAAGAGUUUUUUGUUCUGGUUUUUUUUUCAGGGAAGGAAUUGUAAAAGAUAUGGAGAUUUGGGAAUCAUCGAGGCAGUGGAUGUUUUCUGUUUAUUCACCAGUGAAAAAGAAACCUAGUAUUUCAGGUUUUACAGAUAUUUCACCAGAGGAGUUGAGACUUGAAUACCAUAACUUCUUAACCAGCAAUAACUUACAGAGUUAUCUAAAUUCUGUCCAUCAGCUUGUAAAUCAAUGGAGGAAUAGAAUGAAUGAACUGAAGAAUCUGAAUACCUCAACUAAACUAGCUUUGCUCUCUGAGUUAAAGGAUGAAGCAAAUCAUGCAGCACCUGCAUUUGGAUUUGGAAGUGGACAAGCAGGAACAUUUGGGUCACCAGGUUUUCCAGUAAGUAACAGCAGCAGUGCUAGUACUCAGAAUUUUAGUUUUAAAACAAACCCUGGAAUUGUCACUGCCCCUGCUGGAAGCCCUUCUGUGUUUGGGGCUUCUCCAGCAUUUGGAGCUGUACCCUCUACUAGUUCUGCCAGUUCUACUUCCACUCCGAAUUUUGGAUUUGGGAAACCUGAAAUCACUUCUGCUGCUUCAUUUUCAUUUAAAAGCCCUGCAGCUUCCACUUUUGGAUCACCGGGACUUUCAGGAUUUCCACCUUCCAUGGCAGCAGGUCCUUUUGGAACUCCAGUGGCUCCAACCUUUGGAAGUGGCAGUUCUGUGGCUGGUUUUGGGAGUCCUGGCUCACAUUCUCACACUGCUUUUUCUAAGCCAUCUAAUAACAUCUUUGGAGGUGGCAGCACUUCUACCUCUCUUCCAGUCUCCAGUGUCCUCAUUACAACAGAUAAUGUGUUAUUCACACCCAGGGAUCAACUAACAGCAGGUGAACUAGAACAGUUUCAAUCCAAGAAAUUUACUCUAGGAAAAAUUCCAUUAAAGCCGCCACCCAUGGAGCUUCUAAAUAUCUAAAAGGGCAAUUUGAUUUGAUUUGAUUUGAUUUGAUUUGGGUUUUUGGGUGGGGGGGUGGGUACUGGG